This is a messenger RNA of Oryzias latipes (Japanese medaka), 3086 nucleotides long. RefSeq names its product mutS homolog 2 (E. coli) (gene msh2). Gene Ontology annotation, cellular component: MutSalpha complex; nucleus. Gene Ontology annotation, biological process: mismatch repair; mitotic recombination; somatic recombination of immunoglobulin genes involved in immune response. The record is from RefSeq and is a predicted model, not a curated record. Gene Ontology annotation, molecular function: ATP-dependent DNA damage sensor activity; mismatched DNA binding; ATP binding. Lineage: Eukaryota; Metazoa; Chordata; Actinopteri; Beloniformes; Adrianichthyidae.
UUUAGUUUAUUAUUAUUUUUUUUUUUUUUAAGUUACAUUUGGUUAGGUAAUCCCCACUCUGACCCACACUCCAACACAGUAGGUGGCGGUAAUGCACCUUCACGUUAGUGCCUCCCGCCAAUAAAAUCACAAGAAGAAGAACGUUUCCAUGGGAACGAAACAGCGUAAACGUCAUUUCCUGUUUGGCUCCGGUGUCUGGCGGGAGAUUGCAGCAUGGCGGUGCAGCCGAAACAAAACUUCUCCAUGGACAGCGUGGCCGAGCACGGCUUCUUGAGCUUCAUUUUCUCCAUGCCGGAGAAGCCAGACACCACGUUCCGGAUAUUUGACCGGAACGAAUACUACACGGUUCACGGGAAAGACGCCAUAUUUGCUGCCAAGGAGGUUUUCAAAACUAAUGGAGUCAUCAAAUAUUUAGGCGCAGGCAGUCGAAAGCUGGAGAGUGUGAUCCUCAGCAAGCUGAAUUUUGAGGCCUUUGUGAAAGACUUGUUGCUGGUGAGGCAGUACAGAGUGGAAGUGUACAGAAACCACAGCAAAAGCAGCAAAGAGCACGACUGGAGAAUUGAGUACAAGGCCUCGCCUGGAAACCUGACUCAGUUUGAGGAUAUUCUCUUUGGAGGUGCGACAGGAGCAGAGGGCUGUGCGGGAGUUGUUGCUGUUCGGUUUGCGACAGCAGCUGACGGGCAGCGCGUGGUUGGAGUCGGCUAUGUAGACGCAGCUCAGAGAAAGAUGGGAGUUUGUGAGUUUCCAGACAACGAGAUCUUCUCCAACCUUGAGUCCCUGCUCGUCCAGAUAAGCCCCAAAGAGUGUCUCUUAGCUCAGGGUGACAGCAGCACUGAUGGGAACAAACUGCGGGAGGUGGUGCAGCGCGGUGGGAUGCUGGUGUCUGACAGAAAGAGAGCUGACUUCAGCAGCAAAGACAUCACCCAGGAUCUCAACAGGCUGCUGAGGGUGAAGAAAGGAGAAGCAAUGGCGAGCAGCACACUUUCUGAACUGGACAAGCAGGUGGCCAUGUCGUGCUUGGCUGCAGUGGUGCGAUUCCUCGACCUGCUUUCAGACGAGUCUAACUUCAACUCCUUUAGCCUCGCCUCACUGGACCUGGGUCAGUAUAUGAGGCUGGACAAUGCUGCUGUCGGAGCUCUUAACCUCUUCCAGGGCUCACCUGAUGACAUCAGCGGCGCUCAUUCAUUGGCCGGUUUGUUGAACAAGUGUCGGACUCCACAGGGACAGCGGCUGGUCAACCAGUGGAUCAAACAGCCACUCAUGGACAAAACCAAAAUAGAGGAGAGGUUGGAUCUUGUUGAGAGUUUUGUGUGCGACUCUGAGCUGAGGCAAACCUGUCAGGGGGAUCUGCUGCACCGCUUUCCUGACCUUCACCGCCUGGCCAAGAAGUUUCACCGCCACUCCGCCACACUGCAGGACUGCUACCGCGUCUACCAGGCUGUGAGCCAGAUCCCUGGCCUCAUCGCAGCUUUUGAGAAGUAUUCGGGAAGCUACCAGGUUCUCCUGCAGGCGGUCUUCACCUCCCCGCUCACAGACCUGCAGACUGACUUCACCAAGUACCAGGAGAUGGUUGAAACCACUCUGGACAUGAACCAGAUUGAUCACCACGAGUUCCUCGUGAAGGCAUCGUUCGAUCCCGUGCUGACUGAGCUUAGAGAAAAGAUGGACGAUCUGGAGGAGAGCAUGCAGGCGGUUCUGAACAGUGCCGCCAGAGAACUGGGCCUGGAGGCGGGUAAGACGGUGAAGCUGGAAUCCAACGCCAUGCUGGGUUUCUACCUGAGAGUCACGUGUAAGGAGGAGAAAGGUCUGCGGAACAACAAGAAGUUCACCACCCUGGACGUCCAGAAGAACGGAGUGCGCUUCACCAACAGCAAACUGAGCUCUCUGAAUGAGGAGUACACCAGAAACAAGGAGGAGUAUGAGGAGGCCCAGAACGCCAUCGUCAAAGAGAUCAUCAAUAUUGCCUCGGGUUACGUGGACCCUCUCCAGACGCUGAGCGACGUGAUAGCGCAGCUGGACGCGGUGGUGAGCUUGGCCUUGGCGUCCGUUUCGGCGCCCGUGCCGUACGUCCGUCCCCGUAUCCUGGAUGAAGGCUGCCGGCGCUUGGAGCUGGUGCAGGCCCGCCACCCCUGCAUGGAGACGGACGCCGACACUGCCUUCAUACCCAACGACGUCUCCUUCGUUCAGGGAGAAAGGAGUUUCUACAUCAUCACAGGACCCAACAUGGGGGGGAAGUCGACGUAUAUCCGGCAGGUGGGUGUGAUUGCCCUGAUGGCUCAAAUUGGCUGCUUCGUCCCAUGUGAGAAGGCGGAGCUCAGCGUGACUGACAGCAUUCUGGCGCGAGUGGGAGCUGGCGACAGUCAGGUGAAAGGAGUGUCCACCUUCAUGUCGGAGAUGUUGGAGACCGCUGCCAUUUUACGCUCGGCCACCGAGAACUCGCUCAUCAUCAUCGACGAACUGGGCAGGGGCACGUCGACGUACGACGGUUUUGGGCUGGCCUGGGCCAUCAGUGAGCACAUCGCAUCCAAAAUUAGCUGUUUCUGUCUCUUUGCAACUCACUUUCAUGAGCUGACGGCGCUGGCAUCGCAGCAGCCCAGCGUGCACAACCUGCACGUCACGGCCUUGACGACCCACAACACACUCACCAUGCUGUACAGGGUCAAAGCAGGUGUGUGUGACCAGAGUUUUGGGAUUCACGUUGCGGAGUUGGCCUGCUUCCCUCCAGCCGUGCUCGCGGUGGCGAGGGAAAAGGCUGAGGAGCUGGAGGAGUUCCAGGAGCCCAUGGGGAAUCAACAGGAGGAGGAUGAGCCCCAGACAAAGAGGAGGAGGACGGACAAACAAGUGGGAGAAAGUCUGAUCCAGGAGUUUCUACAGAAGGUGAAGUCCCUUCCUGUCGACACCAUGGCGGAGGAGGAGGUUAAGGUGGAGCUGAGGAGACUGAAGCAGGAGCUCAUCUCCAAAAACAACACCUACAUCAGUGACAUCCUGGCUCGCUGUGUUCCUGUAAAAACUGCCUGAUUUUCACUGUAGAGAGCCACACUACAACACUUCCUCUGUAUAGUUUCCUAAUAAAGGUUUUCUCUUUA